AUGGAUGAGGCAGCAGCUAAUGGACACAUUGAAGUGGUGAAAUGGCUACAUAACAACCGAAUAGAGGGAUGUACGGUACGCGCUAUGGAUGGAGCUGCAGCAGGAGGACACCUUCGUAUCGUCAAAUGGCUACAUGCAAACCGCUCAGAGGGCUGCACGGUAGCUGCGAUGGAUGGAGCUGCUGCUCAUGGUAAGCUCGACACACUAAAAUGGCUACAUAAAAACCGAUCUGAGGGCUGCACUACUGCUGCUAUGGACAUGGCUGCAGCUGGUGGCUACUUUGAAGUGCUCUUGUUCUUACACACAAAGCGUUCGGAGGGCUGCACAAUGGAUGCAGCAGUCAACGCGAGUCGCUACGAGCAUGUGGAGAUUUUGCAGUGGUUUUUCCGCUUCUAUCCGCGUAUGAUCCACCGAGAAAAAGUCAUCGUCUUCGCCAAGCGAUAUAACUACUACCUCAUGGAUUGGCUACAUCGCAACUACCAGGCGUCAGGGGAACGCACUGUGCUGGCAGAAAUCAACUCGUCGUUCUACCUGACGCCCCCAGAGACUGAAGAACUGACCACGUAAAUGUAGAGACAGCAGACAACUACUAAAGUCAUGCAAAUAAAAAAAAAA
This is a messenger RNA of Phytophthora nicotianae INRA-310, 615 nucleotides long. RefSeq lists its product as hypothetical. Gene Ontology annotation, molecular function: protein binding. Bases 1 to 567 code for a protein of 188 amino acids. NCBI's taxonomy places the organism in Eukaryota, Oomycota, Peronosporomycetes, Peronosporales, Peronosporaceae. The record is from RefSeq and is a predicted model, not a curated record. The transcript has a single exon.